Oldenlandia corymbosa var. corymbosa is the source of this 3315-nucleotide messenger RNA. Lineage: Eukaryota; Viridiplantae; Streptophyta; Magnoliopsida; Gentianales; Rubiaceae. The record is from the annotation of a GenBank genome assembly.
CAUAGAUAAAAAAAAAAGUAUAAAUAACAAUACACACUCCAAGAGUCCUACUUAGUGGAAAAAUGAAUUGACUAGAGAGAGAGAAAAAAAGUGUGUAACCAAGGCUAAAUGGUGUGUGUUUUCACACACAGUGGUUUGAUGGAUACUGCUAUAACAGAAGUGGAAAGCGAGCUUUAUUGUUUCUUUCUGUUAGAUGGGAAAUGCUUCCGAUUAGCAGAGUAAGUUGUACCUUGUGCUUCAACACUAGUACCUUACUCCCCCACCACCGUAGCCGUCACUGUCACCGUCACCACCACCACCACCACCACCAUUUUCUUUUAUAACCUUCAGUUUUUUCCCCUCUCCAUCUAAUCUAAUAUCUUUUCUUAGUAGUAUUAUUGGGAGUAGCUUUUAUCAUUAUUAUGGGUUGCACGGCGUCCAAGCUGGACAACGAGGACACCGUCCGCCGCUGCAAGGAGCGGCGCCGCCUCAUGAAAGCCGCCGUCUACGCCCGCCACCAUCUGGCUGCUGCUCACUCCGAUUAUUGUCGUUCUCUCCGCUUGACGGGUACUGCACUCACUACCUUCGCCGCCGGUGAACCUCUCUCCGUCUCCGACCAUACUCCGGCGGUCCUCCUCCGGAGCCCGUCCUCCGUUUCUACAGCCACCACUGCCACGGCCGCCGUGAAACCCCCUCGUCCGCCGCAGAGCCACCACAUUCCUUCCCAACAGCCUGCUGCUCCUUCCCCCACCAUCGCCUCCUCGAAACUCCCCCACAUCCUCUCUUCCUCCUCACAUCAAGCCCGGAAGAAGAAACCCGUCAAGCUUCCCCACAUUCUCUCAGAUUCCAGUUUCACUUCCUCCCCAAAACCCCACCACGAUUUUAACGAUGACACUUUCUUUACUUACCAUGCCAAACCCAAUGCCAGCUAUGCAAAUACUCCCUCCCAGGCGUCAUCCGUUUGGAAUUGGGAGAAUUUUUACCCUCCAUCUCCUCCCGAUUCUGAGUACUUCGAGCAGCUGAAGAAUAAAAAGAAUCCCUCCGAUCCCCGGAGUGACGUCGAUGAUGACGAGGAAGAGGAUGAUAAGAGGUCCAGAUAUUCCGUCCGUUCCUCCAAGUACUCACAAGAUGAAAUUCAUCAUCGACAGAUGAUGCAGCAGCAACAUAACAACAACAUCAAUAAGCGGUUUGAUUUUUUCGAUGACGAUAAGGCAUCGAACUACUCCUCUUAUUCCAAUUACUCUCGAGCUGAAAGUAAGAUGAAUGAAAACGUUUUCGCUAGGAAAAAGGGUGUUGGGAAUUCGCCUCAUCAUCUGAACCGUUGGGAUAGUGACGAGGAGGACGAUGACGAGGAGACGGAGAGGGAAACUGAGAGGGAGGAAGUUCAGUGUAGUGAAUGGGGGGACCAUGAUCAUUACAGCACAACUUCAUCGUCAUCAUCGGGUGAUGAUGAAGCAGGAGAGCGAGAUUCUAGAUCUGGAAUCGGGACAAGGUCAAAAGUUGAGUCAAAAAUUAAUUCUACCGCGACAGCUAGUGUUAGUAGUAAAAUGGGAUUUGAUCCGUCUUCCAAAAUUAAUAUGGUUAGUGGUGGUGCUGCGGCCAAGUUCCCGGAGAAGUUUUCUUCAUCCGAUGGGUCGUCUACUGUGAGCUGGGGGAAUAAUAAUAAUGUGAAAGGGGAUAAAGAAAUGGUGGCAGAUAGGAGGAUUGUGGUGAGACAUAAGGAUUUGGUUGAAAUAGUUGGUGCUAUUAAGGAGUACUUUGACAAGGCUGCAGCUGCCGGCGAGCAGGUUUCCGAGAUGCUCGAAAUCGGAAAAGCUCAACUUGAUCGGAACUUUAGCAAGCUCAAAAAAACGGUUUAUCACUCGAGUGGAGUUUUCAGUAACUUAAGCUCAAGCUGGACAUCAAAGCCUCCAUUGGUUGUAAAAUACAAAUUCGAACCCGGGUCUCUUGAAGAAUCUGGAGGUGCAAAGAGCCUUUGUUCCACUUUAGAGAGGCUUUUGGCUUGGGAAAAGAAACUAUAUCAGGAAGUGAAGGCCAGAGAAGGUGUGAAAAUUGAGCAUGAAAAGAAGUUGUCAGCACUACAAAGUCAGGAGUGCCGUGGUGAUGAUGAAUCCAAGUUGGACAAGACCAAGGCAUCCAUAACGAGGCUCCAAUCCCUGAUUUUAGUCACAUCUCAAGCUGUGUCAACUACUUCCUCGGCUAUCAUUGGUCUAAGGGACUCUGAACUUGUUCCUCAGCUUGUUGAACUCUGCCAUGGGUUCAUGUAUAUGUGGAGAUCAAUGAACCAGUUUCAUGAAGUUCAGAAUGAUAUUGUGCAGCAAGUUCGAGGCCUUGUGAACAGAGCAACCAAAGGCGAAUCAACCUCAGACCUGCACCGGCAGGCCACACGUGAUCUUGAGUCUGCUGUGUCUGCUUGGCAUUCUAGUUUCUGCCGGAUGAUAAAAUUUCAGAGGGAUUUCAUUCGCUCACUCCAUGGCUGGUUCAAGCUCACGGUUCUCCCUGUUACCAGUGAGCAAACCAACAGCAACAACCAACCUUCUGAAGUGUUUACUUUUUGUGAUGAAUGGAAACUUGCUCUUGACCGGAUACCUGACACAGUUGCAUCCGAAGCUGUCAAAAGUUUCAUAAAUGUUGUCCACUCCAUAUCGUUGAAACAAGCAGAGGAACUCAAAAUUAAGAAACGGACUGAUACUGCAUCGAAAGAACUAGAGAAAAAGUCCUCCUCCCUUAGGAACAUAGAGAAGAAAUACUACAACUCAUACUCCAUGGUUGGCAUUAGUCUCCCUGAUACCGGCCCUGAUAAUGGGCAUGCCCUAGAUGCACGUGAUCCUCUAGCUGAGAAAAAGAUCGAACUUGCAGCUUGCCGUAGGCGGGUUGAAGACGAGAUGGUGAAGUACUCCAAGGCCGUAGAGGUGACUCGAGCAAUGACUUUAAAUAACAUCCAGACCGGGUUGCCAGGAGUUUUCCAAGCAUUGACCAGUUUUUCUGCCUUGAUCACAGAAGCACUGGAGGCAGUCUGCACAAGUUCUUAUGCAAUAAAAUAGAUGAGAUCCCAUAUAAACUCGAUAAUCACCAUAAUUGCUUCUGUGUGCAAGUUCCACUGGGGUCGACACUUUCUCUCUGUGCCUUUAUCUUCUGGCGGGUUAAUUGCUUCUCAUUUUGUUGUAUUCUAGAACUGUAGAUAUAUGGAAAAAUUUUGCAAAUUUUGUCACAAUUUUUGGCCAUGGGAAGUGAAUACGUCUAUCUGUACAGGAAAAUGCUUUAACUUAUUGUAUUGGAGAGAUUUAUUAAACAUGCAAAUGCAAAUGAAUAAAUUUGCUUAAUUUUUUCCUGCCA